Molecule: messenger RNA, 4692 nt
Organism: Carassius gibelio (silver crucian carp)
Lineage: Eukaryota; Metazoa; Chordata; Actinopteri; Cypriniformes; Cyprinidae
Gene: sstr5
Product: somatostatin receptor type 5
Exons: 3
Coding region: 417-1619 (400 amino acids)
Biological process (GO): regulation of insulin secretion; neuropeptide signaling pathway; cellular response to glucocorticoid stimulus
Cellular component (GO): membrane; neuron projection
Molecular function (GO): neuropeptide binding; somatostatin receptor activity
Source: RefSeq, a predicted model, not a curated record
UCUAUAUGAUUGGCAUAUGGAAAAAGUUCGGGUUAAAAAGCUAUUACCCUGUGUGAUGAUCGGUUGUGACUGGAGCACGCGCACGGCUUGACUGCAGGAUUGCGAUUUAACUGAGGGGUCUCUCUCUCUCUGUCUCUCUCUGUCUCUCUCUCUCUCUCUCCAGGUUUAACAGGGAGGUUUAGCUCGAUCUCGGAGUGAAUCGGGCAGCAGAUGCCAUCACCUGUCGCGAGGCUGCACACUGCGAGAGCGCGCACGCAAAGGCUGUAUCUCCUCAAGCUAUAAUUCAGAUAGCUAUGCUGACAGAUUUAACCUGCACUAUGUUUUCCUGUUUUUAUUACAUUUUUCUUCUCUUCUCAUCACCUUCGAGGGGUGUUUCACACUUUCCUGCGUUUCACUGAUACAUUCUCUGUUCCAGAAUGGAGUCAAUAAACCAAUCUGGGUUGGUGGGGACAAUCCCAGGGGAUUAUAACUCCACUUUUGGAAUGGGAUUUUCAGGAAGUCCAGUUGGGAAUUACACUGGCAAUGUUUCCGAUCAAAGCAUGCCUUUUCAAGGGAGCAGCACGAUGGUAACUGCAGUCAUAUCAUUCACCGUGUUCAUCGUUGGACUCACUGGCAACACUCUGGCUAUCUACGUAGUUUUGCGUUAUGCUAAAAUGAAAACAGUUACAAACAUCUACAUUUUAAACUUGGCCGUGGCCGAUGAGCUGUAUAUUUUGGGCCUUCCGUUCCUUACGACGCAAAACGUACUGUCCUACUGGCCGUUUGGCUCAUUCCUGUGUCGCGUUGUUAUGACAGCUGACUCAUUAAAUCAAUUCACAAGCAUCUUCUGUUUGACAGUGAUGAGUAUUGAUCGCUAUUUAGCAGUGGUGCAUCCUAUCCGCUCCACUAAGUGGCGCCGACCACGAGUAGCUAAAGCAGUUAGCGCAGCGGUGUGGGCGUUUUCCUUCAUCGUUGUUCUCCCCGUGGUGAUAUUCUCUGACGUUCAGGACACGUUUAACUCAUGCAACAUGAGUUGGCCGGAGCCACGAGACAUUUGGUCGACGGCAUUCAUACUUUACACUGCGACGCUCGGAUUCUUUGGCCCCCUGCUGGUCAUCUGCAUGUGUUACCUGCUCAUCGUAGUCAAGGUGAAGUCGUCCGGUGCGCGGGCGGGAUUUACGAAACGCAGACGCUCAGAGCGAAAGGUGACCCGCAUGGUGGUGGUGAUCGUGGUGGUGUUCGUCCUCUGCUGGCUGCCGUUCUACAUCAUCAACAUCGUAAACCUAGUCUUCAUUCUCCCGGAGAACAGCGUGAUGGCCGGGGUGUAUUUUUUUGCCGUUAUCCUGUCGUAUGCAAACAGCUGUGCCAAUCCGCUACUCUAUGGGUUCUUGUCCGACAACUUCAAGCAGAGUUUCCGGAAGGUGCUGUGCGUGCGCAAGACAAAUGGCGUGGAGGAUGGCGAUCCCAGUGUGCCGCGGACGGAGAAAACGACGACCCAAGAAACCUUCCUUGCACCUCGGAACAAUGACUUUAAUGGACAUGCACAGGGCAGCCAGGAUCUGCAGUUACAGUCUUGCAUGAGCGCGUCUGAGAAGCCUCAGCCUGCAAGACCCCAGAUCAUUGGCCAGUCCACUCUCUAAACGCUGUUUCUCUCUGUCUGUCCUUUCCAUCUUUAUUUCGUCUCCUUUCCUGUGCUCUCUUGUCUUAUCGUCUCUCCGUUCAUCCCUUCAAUUUGUCUGUCUGUCCGCCUGUCUCUUCUUCUGACUUCUUGUGGAAGGUGUGGCCUGAGCCUCAAGCCACGCCCCUGAAUGUGCCAGUGACUCCGCCCUCCCACGCAGCAGAGCUCAGCCUCCACCCGGUGCCCGCUGUCUCCACGCCCAGCUCCAGCCGUGACCUGUGACCCCGGGGGGUCGUGAGGGCCCAUCCGAACAAUGCCAGGAUACUUUGUUUUGGGUGGAGGGUCCAGUGUGUUCUGGAAACACAGGGUCUUCAUGCACAAGGAAACCUGAAAAUGUCAGGAAUUUCAAAGCGGUCUGGAAAAUUCUGUGUUGAAUUUAAAUGCUUUCAAAUAUUUAAUCAGUUAAGAAUUACUAUUUGUGAAUUUGUAAAAUACUAUUAAAAACCUUGAGUCUGAGGCCACCAGUGAAAAUCUGUUUCGUGUUUUUAGAAUUUAAUAAAAUCGCUUUUAAAGUUUUUGUUUCAUGAUUAUGUGCAUAAUCAUUGACUUUCUCCAGCAUGACUUAAAAAGGAAUAAUGCAGGGUCUGAAAUCUUAUAAAUGUCAUUUUACAUUUAUUUGUUUUGAAAAAUGUUUCAAUCCAAAUACCUUCUUUUUACUUUCUGGAUUAAAUUACAUUUUGAAUCCCAGAUUUUCAACGUGGUCUCAGACUUUUGGGCCCAACUUUUAAAGAGUUUUAAGAAAGGAAGAAAAAGAAGCGAGAGGGAUUUAGAAGAGAGACAGGACUUCAGAUGCAAAUGAAGGGGACUGAAGAAGAUGAUGAAUGUUAACAAACACAGGCUUUAAAACAGAAACAUUUGAUCAUUUUCCUGCAUUAAACACAAAGUAACCUUUUCUCUUUCUCCUCUACAAUCAAAUGAUUAAUGUGAAGUGUACAAAAAAGAAACACCCACACACAGAAUAUGUAUUAAAUGUACCUGCUUACAGCUGAUUGCGAAAAACUGUGUGUAUCCCAGUGUCCUUCACAACCACAGACUAAUAUGUUGUUUUCCUUCAGGAGUUCAGCAAUCAAAAAGUGCAGCACAACUCCAAGAAGUUUGAUGUAAUACUUGGAAACUCAUUCGAAUACGACCGGCACCCAGUUAUUAUUAAUAUUCCCUUUUAAACAGAUCAAACAAUAUUCCAACUACAAGAUAAAACCAAAUCAGCAGGGUUAUCAGUGCAAACUAAAGUAAAACCGUAAAAAUCUUGUUUUCUUGAAAUGUUUUAAUGUUAUUGCAAUGGGAAAAUUUCUCAUUUUCAUUUAAUUUGCGUUGAAGUACUUAUAUAUAUAACUAAACAGAAGCAAAACUUAAAGUUAAUAACGUAACUAUAUAGACAUUUUUUAAAUAGUGGUAGAGCAUUGCGUUAGCAGCUCAAAAGCCUGUGGGUUCGAUUCCAAGGGAACCGAUAAAUGCAUAAAUUUUUUAAUUUAUAUCAGUGAUCCUAAAGGUUUUCAGAGAGAGAUGCAUGUAAAACACAGUAAAUGAUUCUGUUGUACUCCUUUCCAAAUGAAUGCUAUGUUUGGUUGCAGUAUGUAGGUCAAAGGUUUUAAUUGACAAGAACAUCUGCAAUGCAAACCAGUUGUUUUUUAGAUAUAUUUUUCCAGAGGUCAGCGACUCAACAGGGUUAUGGGUGGACGUAUGAAGUGAAUGGACAGAGCGCAGCCGUUGACCCUCGACACACUGGGCAGAAACUUCCCUUUCUUCAUCUGGGGACCUGCACUGACAGGUAUAACCAGAAGUGAAAGAUUGCUUCUGGACGUCAGGAUCCCAGCCAACUGAACUUUUUGACCUGUCAGAGGGGAUGGGAAUCUGUGGAAACUGAGAUUUUAAAGUACUUUAGGGUGUGGUGUUCAAUGGUUGUCGAGUAUUAGGGUCAAGAUAGCGUUUCCUGAUCCGUAUCGACAUGUUUAAACUGUCCUCUGCUCUCUGCCAAAUGUAGCAAAGUGCCUUUUCUUGUCCCAGAUCAGACGUUUGAGAAUGCGAGGCAUCAGUGGAGGCCUUAGAGACACAACCUGUUGUUUGCUUUCUUUGUUGCUCGGCUUCUUCCCUCGUCGUUUACUGGUGAGGGUUAUUUCCGUUCAUAUGCUUCGUUGUUACGUGUAACGUAUUCAUAUGGUUUAUAUUUAAGAACGCUUUUUGACAUAAUUUCACUUGUGUAAUGAUAUUGUAAAGUGUAAUGGAAACCGCACCAACAAACAUUAUCAUCGCCUUUCUUAAGUUAUUUCUAUUGAUGUUUGAUGUACAAAUGGUCUCAUUUGCCGAAAAACAAAAAAGACAAAUUGGUGUGGGAUGGAUGAACCCAUCCAGUGUGGUCGCAGUCACCCUUCUGUACCAUUGGUGGAAGUUUCUAAAAAUGGCUUCAAUUCCUUAGCUACAAAGAUCUUCCUUGUGUGAUUUAAGUAUUCUGCGUGUCGGCAUGUGUAUUUAGCGGUUCAUAAAAGCUAUAAAGAAUGUGCAUUGCUUUGUUAAUGCUAAACGUGCCUCUGAUAUUAACUUGGAUGACACUCAUAAUUCAGCAGGCAUAUUUCAGGCCUGUCCAUGUCAGUCAGCAAGCUUAAGAUUCUUCUAUUAAACCCAAAGACUUGUUUGAUUCUGGACUUGUUAGGAGCUGUGAAUGACGCAUUAACAAAUCACUCUGUGCUGAAGAGAUGCUGAGCAAAUGUCCUGUUCUGCAGUGUUGCUGGUAUUAAUGUUACUUUUUAAUGAUUACUUUUUAUUAUUCAUUUGUUUUUCGCGAUCCUUAUCAGAAACCUGUGUAAGAAAAUGUUUAUAAAAAAUUUAGAGAUAUUUAAAUACACAGUUUUCUGAAAGCGACCCUUCAGUCUCGUCAAUACUUAAUAUCAGAAAUCUAUAUUAAUGACAUAUUGCUGACAUUAAGAGUGCGCUUGAAUAGCUGAUGCGAUUAUUACUUAUGAAAUCAAUUAAGUGAGAAUCUGAAUAUUUAAGCUGUACAUAUACUAUGUCUUUGUCUAAAUAAAAAAGUGUAUUCAUUA